This is a messenger RNA of Rhododendron vialii, 1477 nucleotides long. Its product is annotated as protein HOMOLOG OF MAMMALIAN LYST-INTERACTING PROTEIN 5. Gene Ontology annotation, biological process: late endosome to vacuole transport via multivesicular body sorting pathway. Lineage: Eukaryota; Viridiplantae; Streptophyta; Magnoliopsida; Ericales; Ericaceae. Gene Ontology annotation, cellular component: multivesicular body. The coding region runs from base 27 to 1250 and encodes 407 amino acids. The record is from RefSeq and is a predicted model, not a curated record. The transcript has 6 exons.
CUCUCUCUCUCUCUCUCUCUAAAACGAUGGCGAACGAAACUGAGCCGGCGAAGCUUCUUCUACCGUACCUCCAAAGAGCCGAUGAGUUGCAGAAACACGAACCCCUCGUCGCCUACUACUGUCGAUUGUACGCGAUGGAACGAGGGUUGAAGAUUCCACAGGGCGAGCGUACUAAAACCACUAAUUCCCUCCUUAUUUCCCUCAUGAAGCAACUUGAAAAGGACAAGAAAUCACUGCAAUUGGGGCCUGAUGACCACUUGCACCUUGAGGGAUUCGCCUCAAAUGUCUUUGCAAAGGCAGAUAAGCAAGAUCGAGCUGGUCGAGCAGAUCUGAAUACUGCAAAGACAUUCUAUGCAGCAAGCAUCUUUUUCGAGAUUCUUAACCAGUUUGGUGAACUUCAGCCUGACCUUGAGCAGAAACAGAAGUAUGCAGUCUGGAAAGCCGCAGAUAUAAGGAAGGCUAUGAAAGAAGGAAGGAAACCUGUACCAGGACCCCCUGGUGGUGAUAAUGAUCUGUCAUUACUGUCCGGUACAUCAAGUGGUGAAUAUGAUCUUGAGCUAAGCAGAAUCGAUCCCACUUUCAAACCUGAAUCAGAACCAGAUCCUUCACCUCGGUUUUAUGACGGAGUUAAACCGCAUCACACUCCAGACAUUCCACCAUCACCAUCACCAUCACCGUCAAAUAGUUCACCAUCACCUUCUCCUUACCCUUCUUCAAAUCAUCCCACCCACGAUUUCCAUCCUCCGCCUCCAACCAACAACAUAUCCGAAAGUCCCAGUUAUCCUCAGCCCUACCACCAUCAAUCCUAUCCACAAGACCCUCAACAGCAUAUUCCACAAAACUACCCAUCUCAAGAUAUUCCGCCCGCUUACACAUAUCCCAAUUUCCAAUCUUACCCCAGUUUUACGGAGAGUAGCCUUCCAGCGGCCCCAUCUCAUUAUCCUUCUUACUAUCAGGGCUCUGAUGCUACUUACUCUACUCCUUCCGCUCCAACCACCGCAAAUUAUGCUCCAACUCCUCAAUAUACCAAUUCAACCAGCAGAAAUGGAACUGUUCCAGAAUCUAAACCAACUUCUACCCCGACAUACCAAUACGACAGCAAUUAUCAGCCGUCACCUGAGAAAAUUGCUGAAGCACACAAGGCUGCAAGGUUUGCAGUUGGUGCUUUGGCGUUUGAUGAUGUCUCUGUGGCAGUGGAUCACCUUAUAAAAUCACUCGAACUACUGACAAAUCCGUCCGCAGGUCAGUGAAUUUAUUGCUUGGUCUUGUGGAUUUGGGCUUGGCAGUAAAUUUUAUCCUUUUUCUUGUCUAAUUUGUUAUGGGUGGGUUUGAUUUGUAAAGUUCUUGAGUUUUCUUUUUAAUUGGCUCAUUUUCAAUGUCAGAAUUACUGUAUCCCAUUUUGCUACACAACGUUACAUGAAAUUUAUUUAUAUGUAGUUGACUGCAGAUUGAAAAAUGAUCAAAGUCUGUUCAUCUA